CCGGAAGUGACCCUGGGCGGGCCGGUCGUCAUGGUAGCGGCCGGACGCAGGGCUCGGCGGCGGGAAGAUGGCGGUGACUGGCUGGCUGGAGAGCCUGCGGGCGGCCGAGAAGACGGCGCUGCUGCAGGACGGGAGAAGGAAGGUGCACUAUUUGUUCCCAGACGGGAAGGAAAUGGCCGAAGAAUAUGACGAGAAGACAAGUGAACUGCUUGUAAGGAAGUGGCGUGUGAAAAGCGCCCUGGGAGCCUUGGGCCAGUGGCGGAUUGAGGUGGGAGAGCCAGCACCCCACGGAGCAGGCGACCUGGGGCCUGAACUCAUCAAGGAAAGCAAUGCCAAUCCCAUCUUCAUGCGCAAGGACACCAAGAUGUGUUUCCAGUGGCGGAUACGAAACCUGCCCUACCCCAAGGAAGUCUACAGUGUCUGUGUGGACCAGAAGGAGCGCUGUGUUGUUGUCAGAACAACCAACAAAAAGUACUACAAGAAGUUCUCCAUUACUGAUCUGGACAGAUACCAGCUACCUCUGGAUGAUUCUUUGCUGAGCUUUGCUUAUGCCAACUGCACCCUGAUCAUCUCCUACCAGAAGCCAAAGGAAGUCCUGGCGGCCGAGUCAGAGCUGCAGAAGGAGCUGAAGAAGGUAAAGAUGGCCCACAGUGAUGGGGACUGUAAGACCCAGUAGUGGACCCGAACCUGCCCCUCCAGCACGGAGGGUGAGUGAGCUCCUCUGUCACCUGCAAGACUCAUAGCCUGGCCUUUCCGGCACAGGGCAGCCUCUUCUCCUCCGGAGCGCUACCGGCUCUGUAAGAACUAGCCCUGCAUCACGGUCUUCUCUCCUGAGUAAAGUUCUGAGUCACUGUGGGAAGGUUGCCCUCGUCCACUCUGUCUGCUCCUAAUCCCAGAGAAGCUGCUGGUGGCGACACUUCUUUCUCUACCCAGGGACCUUCCACGGCCAAAUGGGUGGGUGGUCAAUGAGAGGGUUUCCUGGAAAAAAAAAAAAAAGGGAACCUCUGUUCUUUGCAACAGUGAGCCCUGAGGCUGGUCUUACCUUCCCAGCAUGGACAUCUCCACAUUGAAUCUGUUGUCCCCUCUCCCUUGGGCCUCCCCAGCAAGUCAGGAACCAGAUCUUUGAACAAUUAAGCUUUAUUUUUACAAAAAUGAAUACUGUAGCACGGCUCAACAGAUGGCCUGAAGCUGGGCAGGCUGAGGGAUCACUCUAAACUGCUGGGUUCCCUUUAUCCUUUCCCAGUUUCAAAGGGAGACCUGGCCCCAGUGCCCCAGGAAUGAGUCCCCAGCCC
Molecule: messenger RNA, 1292 nt
Organism: Pipistrellus kuhlii (Kuhl's pipistrelle)
Lineage: Eukaryota; Metazoa; Chordata; Mammalia; Chiroptera; Vespertilionidae
Gene: DPCD
Product: deleted in primary ciliary dyskinesia homolog (mouse)
Exons: 6
Coding region: 68-676 (202 amino acids)
Source: RefSeq, a predicted model, not a curated record